Messenger RNA from Durusdinium trenchii, 972 nucleotides. The record is from the annotation of a GenBank genome assembly. NCBI's taxonomy places the organism in Eukaryota, Dinophyceae, Suessiales, Symbiodiniaceae.
AUGGGAAACACGGCCCAGUUCGAGUCCCUGCGCAGCAUCCAUGCGCACUAUCGCUGGGGACUCACGGGGACGCCUCCGACACGAGACUUGUCGCAGGUGGCAGAGCCUUUUCGGACGGAAGCCGAGAAAGCGGCGGAGAUGUUGGUGGCGACGCUCGCCCAGAUCUUCCACUUGGGGCAUUUGCCGCUGGAGGAGAAGCCUCCAAGCGCCUACCGUACAGACCUGGCUCAGGAGACCGAGAAAGAACGUCCAAAGGAGAUGUGCCAACACUUCUUGGAUCACUUCGCGCGCCAGAAUACCAGCGAAGAGGUCACCGUCGAUGUGGAGCGUGGGGGACGUUCGUCAGUUCUGGUUGUGGAAUGUGACACCGGUGCCAUUGAAGGAGCACAUCUUGGUUGUGGAUCCAACUCCAGAGGAUCUGCUUUGGAAGAUGGGGUGGGGAUGGGAGAGCGUGCCAUCUAUUUGCAAUGCUCCCGCGAUGUCUCAGAUGCUUCUGGCGCACUCACGGAUGAAGACAGGGCUGAACGCCUCAUCAAGCUUUGCUCCCAUUUCGCGGCCUACUGUGGCCUCGCAACCGCCGCAGCCGACGCGACGGGCGAAUGCCAUCGCAUCAUCUCCACCAAGCAGGAGCGGCGCGUUUGGGCUGAGCAUGCCAAAAAGACCUACAACGUGGCCUUGCAACGGGCCGUCCAGUUGGAACUGCUUUGGCAGAGGCCAGUGGUGUGGACUGAAGAUCAAAAAUCUGAAAGCUGCCUUUCUCAGCAGGGCCAGGACAGGUUUGACCAAGUGCACCUGGGUCUUCUGUUGAAAGCAUUGCUGCAUGGGACCCGACCACGAGACAGUCCACUAAGCCAUGACCUAUAUGUCCGACAUCCAGAGGGCCAUGGAUCUGACAGCCAUCCCCAGAUGUUUCUCCGUGGUGCACCACCUGCAGAAAGUGCACCACCUGCAGAGACUCCGAGACCGGGCUAG